Molecule: messenger RNA, 3396 nt
Organism: Acanthamoeba castellanii str. Neff
Lineage: Eukaryota; Discosea; Longamoebia; Acanthamoebidae
Product: MYC binding protein 2, putative
Exons: 21
Coding region: 1-3396 (1131 amino acids)
Cellular component (GO): nucleus
Source: RefSeq, a predicted model, not a curated record
AUGGGUAAUGCACAGCCCGGGCGAGUUGUGGACCCGCCUCAGCACGGCGGCGACGGAGAGAAGGAGGCAAAGAAAAAGGGGAAGAGGCACGGCUCCGGCGCAGUAGCUCACGGGGAGAAGCAGGCGAGCGGCAGCGAUGGGGGCGUGCAGCUGCGUCACCCCACCAAGGCGUCCGGCAGGCGUGCGCAGAAGCUGCAAAAGUACUCCACCCUCACCAUGUCCAAGCUCGUCACCUCCUCCUCCGAGGAGGACAACAACGGCACCGCCACGACUGCCACCACCGCCGAAACCGCUGCUGCUGCUGCUGCGACCGCCACCGGCCAGACCACAGCCGCCACGACCGCGGACUCCUCGUCGCCGCAGCACCCGUCGCAGGCUGAGGCCGUGGAAGACGAGAUGGCGUUGGUCAAGGGCUUCCUGGCGCAAUCGCAGAAGAUGGGCGUGACGCCAUCGGCGAGCGUUACCAGCCCAGUGGGUGGUGAGGAGGAGCAAGCCAAGGACAUGUGCCUCCUGUGCGAGAGGGAGUUCGUCGUCGCCGGCAAGUCCUUCUACGUGCUGGAGCUGUGCGGGCAUGGCUACUGCGUCGAGUGUCUCUAUCAUCACCUGCAAGCCGAGCUGACCAAGCGGGAAAGCGAGAGCGGCAUAAACGAAGACUCAGUGGCGCGCGAGAACAAGGACGAGAAGGUAGUGACAGUGUGCGUGUCCGUGGCGGGCGAUGAGAACAGCGCUCGGGGAGAGGCCGACGACAAGGGCAAGGAGAAAGAGGCCGACGCAGGCGAGGAGGCAGCGGCGGAGGCCAAAGAGAAGCCGCUCGCGCUGUCCAAGCACCGCGACUUCACCUGCCCGCUGGAGAGUUGCAAGUGUGUAGUGUCGGUCGACGACCUCAAGCAAGGGCUGGCGGUGUUCGGAAAGCAGGGGCCGUCCUUCGUGUCGGCCCACCCCGGCCACAGCCACCUCAAGCAGAGUCUCCCCUCCAAGCUUAGUGCAUCGCUUCGGGUCUUCAUCGAGUCCAAUGAAAGCUUCAUCAUGUGCCCCAAGGAGGAAUGCGGGGUGGCGUUCGAGCGCUUGCCGCCCUCUGAGGAGGAGAAAAGAGUGCCUGUCAAGGACGACGAGGGCAAGGCCAUCGUGGGACCGGCGCUCGCCCACUACCACGAGUACAGAUUCCGGUGCCGCGUAUGCGACACCAUCUUCUGUUCGGCGUGCACGACCGCGCCGUACCACGCCGGGUACACGUGCCAACAGUAUCAAAUGUAUGGUCGCUACAAGCACUGCAUCAUCUGUGACAUGCCCGUCAAGAAGGACGAGCAGAAGGCGAAAGAAGAAGAAGAAGAAGCGGGGAGCGAUAAAGGCAAGGAGAAGGAGAAGGAGAAGGUGGAUCAGGACAUACUCGACGAUGCCGCCGCCAUCUUGAACAUCGAGGCGCCGAGCGACCUCAGCAUUUCGGGGCACAUGGCCGCGGAGCUGGCCGAUGCGCUGUUAUCAGGUGCGGAGGAACCGCCAUCCGGUGAAGAAGUCGCUUCGGGGCCCGCGACUGUCGAGUCAGCGCCAGACGAGGGCGACCAGCCGGCGAAUGUCGAGCAAGAGCAAAAGCGGAAGGAGGAAGAGGCGAAGGCCGAUGAACAGGCGUGCGACAAUGGCGGUGAUAAGGAACAGCAGAAGGCCGAAAAAGUGGAAAAGGGAAAGGAGAAAGCAGAUGACGACGAUGAGGGAGAGGUAGAAAAGAAGCCGGAGCACGAGGCAGAAGCCGAGGUGGAUCCAGCCAAGGAAGCGAGGGACGUCCUGCGUGCAAGCAGCAGCUCGAGCGAUGAAAGCGUAGCCUCGGAGAUCGGGGCGGAGGGCCUGCUGGCCGCCUUCUUUCUCCCCGAGGAAGAGAAGGAGGUCAAAGGGAAGAGGGGCAAAAAGGCGCGCAGGCCCCUCAAGCGCUCAAGCGAUUCGGCAAGUGACGAGAGUAGCGAGAUCAGCGAGGUUGAGAGCUGCAGCGAGAGCGAGACCGAAGAGUCGGAGACCGGGAGCGAGACCGAGAGCGCGAGCGACAGCGAUGACGAGCACGUCGUCCAGCCGCCCCCUCACGUAGAAGAAGAGGAACCCGAGGAGCUCAACUACGACGACAUACUUGGCGGCGAUGACCUGGAUCCGGCCCCCAUACAGGCCUUCGCCAAGGACAUCCCGAGGGUGCCCGGAGGCAUCUUCUUCUGGCGCAAGCGACGCGUACGCAAGGUCCGCGACGAACUGGUGCUCGAGAAGGAGGCGUGGGACCGACAGGAAAUGGAGCGCUUCCUUAAGGAGCAAGAUGAGUGCAACCAAAAGAAGGAGAUCCUGCGGAAGGAAAUAGAGGCGAAGAAGCAAGAACGCGCCGAGCUCGAGACGGCCAUUCUGGAACACGAGUGGUGCGGUGAAGUCGAGUGCCGGAAAGCCAUCAAGCGGCGGUGCUUUAAGCACAUGGACUGUAACCACCAGUGCUACGGCCUGGCCCUGGAGAGGGAAUGUCUGCACUGUAUCCACCCCGACUGCGUGCAAGACGACAAACAGACCAAGGAUGAUUACUGCAAUAUAUGUUGGGUCGAAGGCUUGGGCGCCAAGCCCUGCAUUUCGCUCACCGGCUGUGGUCACCUGUUCCACUACGACUGCGCCAAGAAGAAGCUGGCACGCCCUCCCUCACCGUCAUACACCGCAUCGAUACACACCGAGGGCUGGCCCACAGCCGUGAUCUCCUUUGCCUUCAUGGACUGCCCACUCUGCAACGUCCGCAUGGACCAUCCCUCGCUCCAAAAGCAGCUCAAGCCGUUGCUCGAGCUGGAGAAGUACGUCACCAAGGCCGGUGUUGAGCGGAUUGCAAUCGAAGGCAUGAAGAAGGACGACGCCCUUGUGAGCCCGCACAGUCCCUACUUCAACAACCCGGAAAAGUUCGCUGCGGACACGUUUGCGUUCUACAUGUGCUACCGCUGCCGGUCGCCCUACUUUGGCGGCAAAAAGGAGUGCGCCAACAUGGGUGGACCCCCUGGUGCCGGAGCUCAAGGAGGAGCUUUCAACCCGAAGGAACUGGUGUGCGGCGCCUGCAGCAACACGUCCGGACAAACGUGCCUGAUCCACGGCGAAGAAUACAUGGAGUGGAAGUGCCGUUUCUGUUGCCGGCUCGCGACGUACUUCUGUGCGGGCAAGGCCCGCUUCUGCGACCCCUGCCACGGCGUACCCGCUGAGCGAGUUGACUUCAACGAAUGGAAGACCGUUCCAGAGUACCUUAAGUCCGCGCCCAAGUGCAACGGGCCUUCCGACUGUCCGCUGGGAGUGUACCACCCGCCCAACGGCACCGAGGAAUUCUGCCUGGGGUGCGUUCUCUGUCGCGCCAUCCAGAGCGAUAGCCAGUUCCAAUUCAAGGGCCUGGUGAGCAACGCUUGA